Dendronephthya gigantea is the source of this 954-nucleotide messenger RNA. RefSeq names its product CD97 antigen-like. The record is from RefSeq and is a predicted model, not a curated record. Gene Ontology annotation, molecular function: calcium ion binding. The transcript has 7 exons. NCBI's taxonomy places the organism in Eukaryota, Metazoa, Cnidaria, Anthozoa, Malacalcyonacea, Nephtheidae. The coding region runs from base 1 to 954 and encodes 317 amino acids.
AUGAAUUUUAACAGCAGCGACGGUCGUUGCAAUUGUUUGCGUGAUGGAUUUUCCAUCUCCAUUUCAUUCCAUCGAGUUUCAAGUUCAACUAUUACACCCGGAUUUAAUCAAACAGUCUCGCCUGGCGGUGUUUUUCCAACACUUCCCGUGACGCCAAGUAAUCAACAUAUAGAAAUAAGCACCACAACCAGACCUUGGUUACCACCAAAUCUUUCAAUACUGCCUACAACAGUCGCAAUACCUGAUCCUCCAUCUGCAUUUAACUCCAUUCGAGUUUCAAGAACAACUAAAUCUCAAACAUCAGGAAACACGGUUGCUAUACCUCUAUUCAAUGCAACAGUCUCGCCUGGGGACAUUUCUGCAACACAUCCCCCAACACCAAAUAGUCAACAUAUUGAAAUCAACACCACAACUCUGCCUACAACAGAUGUUGACGAAUGCACGAUUGGGAUUCACAACUGUGACGAUCGAGCAACGUGUAUAAACACCGCCGGGUCGUUCAAUUGUAUCUGCUAUCCAGGUUAUACAGGAGAUGGAAUCGCAUGUGUAGAUAUUGAAGAAUGCACGCUUGGGAUUCACAACUGUGACCAUCAAGCAACGUGUAUAAACACCGCGGGGUGGUUCAAUUGUACCUGUGAUCAAGGUUAUACAGGAGAUGGAAUCGUAUGUGUAGAUAUUGAAGAAUGCACGCUUGGGAUUCACAACUGUGACCGUCGAGCAACGUGUAUGAACACCGUUGGGUGGUUCAAUUGUACCUGUGAUCACAGUUAUACAGGAGAUGGAAUCACAUGUGAAGAAGGUCUUCAAGGAACUGAUAUACCAAUUGAUUCUCCUUGUCGGGAAUUUUACGGCAAAACAAAUCUGUCGCAAGACAGCAUUGAGAUGGCACAUUAUCAAAUGCAUCCAUUCUAUCCCUUAGUGUACACCUCAUGUUCGGUGAAUCUUUACCACUAA